GGGCGAAUGAGCAGCGGUUCAGCAAGCCCUACAAGCAAUUCAAGUAGCCAAGGUACAAGAGCUCCAACGACCGGAUCAGAGAAAAGUAAUUCGACUACUAACGAAAUUAGCACUGGUUCAACCAGCCUCAUGAACAGUUCAACAAGCGAAGUUACUACUGCUCAACCAACUCGAACAGAGACAAAUAGUUCAACUACUGGGGGAAUGAGCAGUGGAUCAGCAAGCCCUACAAGCAAUUCAAGUAGCCAAGGUACAAGAGCUCCAACGACCGGUUCAGAGACAAGUAAUUCGACUACUAACGAAAUUAGCACUGGUUCAACCAGCCUCAUGAACAGUUCAACAAGCCAAGUUACUACUGCUCAACCAACUGGAACAGAGACAAAUAGUUCAACUACUGGGGGAAUGAGCAGCGGUUCAGCAAGCCCUACAAGCAAUUCAAGUAGCCAAGGUACAAGAGCUCCAACGACCGGUUCAGAGACAAGUAAUUCGACUACUAACGAAAUUAGCACUGGUUCAACCAGCCUCAUGAACUGUUCAACAAGCCAAGUUACAACUGCUCAACCAACUGGAACAGAGACCAAUAGUUCAACUACUGGGGGAAUGAGCAGCGGUUCAGCAAGCCCUACAAGCAAUUCAAGUAGCCAAGGUACAAGAGCUCCAACGACCGGUUCAGAGACAAGUAAUUCUACUACUAACGAAAUUAGCACUGGUUCAACCAGCCUCAUGAACAGUUCAACAAGCCAAGUUACUACUGCUCAACCAACUGGAACAGAGACAAAUAGUUCAACUACUGGGGGAAUGAGCAGUGGU
This is a messenger RNA of Dermacentor silvarum, 810 nucleotides long. RefSeq lists its product as uncharacterized. The annotation marks the transcript as partial. Lineage: Eukaryota; Metazoa; Arthropoda; Arachnida; Ixodida; Ixodidae. The transcript has a single exon. The record is from RefSeq and is a predicted model, not a curated record.